AUGUUAGAUAAUUACUAGUGUCCAAGCAAAUAACAUCAUCUAUAGAAAAAUAUGCAAAAGAAAUACUAAGAUGAAUCAAUUAAUGAUUCUAAUUCAAUUAAAUUAACUCCCAACGUCAGAAAUCAAAUGUUGGGAGUAUCCAAAAUAUCAGACAUUAAAGUCUACAAUGAUUAUUCUAUUGAUUCGCAGUUUUUUGAUAAGAGCAGCAUCCUGGAGUAAUCGCUAGAAUAAGAGCUGAGAAUAUGGAAAGAACAAUACAAAGUUGAUCCUCAAGUGGUCUAAAAAAUAGAAUUAUGUAUUAUGAUGAUAGUUACAUUCUAGAAAUAAGAAAUAUUGAUAAUCAAAUAACUUAAUUGGCAACCUAAUUUGAAAUCUGCAUCAAUUUACAAUAAAAAACCUAAUCUUAUUUUUAAGAAUUUCAAUAAAUUGUCAAAGGAACAACUUUUACUAAGUUUUCGAGGUCUAACUGUAAAAAAACUGCCCUUAGAACAAUCUUCUAUUGUCCAUUCUUAAAUGCAAUAUGCUGGAAGUCCAAAUCAUCUAAAUUCCCUUCCUCCAAAUAAAUUAUUCCAAUAGACCAGAUAAUUCAAAUACACACAAAUUAUUCCAAGUAUUUUCAUUUUCUCUUAGCAUAGGUAUAAAUUGUUUAAGAAAAACUUUGCAAUUCCUAAAUAGUUUAAUGAAGAGUUUUUCUUUGCAAUUGAAGGACGCAAUGGAUAUCGAUUAGAAUUGAUUGCAGAAUCUAAAUAAGAAUAAGAUUUAUACAUAAGAAUCUUAAAUCAAUUAGUCGAAAAUAAUCAAAAAUCUUUUAAUAGCUCUUUUUUUAUUGAGUAAUACUCUUAAAAUAUCAACUAAAUUAAAAAGGUAAUAAUUAUUUAUAUUAAGACUUUUAGAAUCUCGACACUUCCAAAUUGUGUUUUAUAGAGGCCAUAGAAAAAUUACAAUAUAAUUUCAUAUAAAACACAACAUCCUUAUUGUAACAUGAAAAAGAGAAGAAUAGCUUAUUAAAGAAGAGAUCUUGUCAUAUCAUAAAUUAGAAUAAAUAAUAAAUUGAUGAAUUGGGUUAAUAAAAUCAUUAAUAAAAGAAAAUGAUUCAAGAAUUAUAAUUACAGAAGGAAUACUAUGAAUAAAGGAUUGUACAAUUAUAGGAAUUUUAUAAUGUAAGAACUAUGCAGUUUAAAACCAGUUAAAGUCCCUAACUUUCAUAAAUCAAUCAAAUCUUGAAGGAUAUUAUAGGAUUAGAUGGUGAAAACAGUGUAUACAAUGAAUCUUUGAUUGAUGUACAAGUCUAAUAAGUAGAUUAGUAUUAAGACUGUUUGAAAAAUCUUAGAAAAGUUCAAGAUAUUUUAGUCAAUUAAUAAAACUUAGAAAUAAACUUAAGAACAAAAAUGGAAAAGUUAUAAAGUGAAAAUGCUAAUUUGUAAUAAUAAAUUAAAAAGUCAUAAGCAGAUAUCAAUGAAUGUGAAGGUAUAAAUUAAAUGUUGUAAAAAAAAUUAAUUGAUUUUAAUUUAAAUAUGGAAUCAAAGGAAGAAUAGUUUAAUACUGUUAUUAAGGAGAUCUAGAGUUUAAAAUAACACCUACCUUGUAGAAUGAGCACAUCAUAGUCAUAAUCAGAAUAUUCAAUUAAGCUGAAUGAACAAGAUCAAACACUUCUUAAUUUUUAUAUUUAGAUUAUAGCAUUUUUGUUUUUCAUAUUGGUUCCAGAAGAACUAAGCAAUGAAUUUGAAUAAAUUAUGUAAGGAUUCUUUGUUAAGAUAAGUACAAAAUAUGGGGACUUGCUACAAAUAUCUUUAUUAAUAAAAUAGAUAAAUAAAGUUUAUCAGAAUUUAGAAUAGCAAUACAAAAAUAAAGUAGAAUAAUUGUUCAAAGAAUAAAUCUAUCAUUACUUCAAUUAUAUUCAAAAUUCUAAUAAAAAAGGCAUGUCUUCACCUACAAGCACUUAAAAUUCAAAUAAACUACUAUUAGCGGAUAAAACAUUUUCAUCUCCCAAUAAUAAGAUAUUCGUUAAGAACAGUGCUAAAUUUUAUAAGAGAGAAGCUUUUUAAUCAUUAGAUCCUCAAUAGAUUAAAUACUUAUCAUAAUUAGUUAAAUGA
Molecule: messenger RNA, 2093 nt
Organism: Paramecium octaurelia
Lineage: Eukaryota; Ciliophora; Oligohymenophorea; Peniculida; Parameciidae
Source: the annotation of a GenBank genome assembly